GGCAGAUAAGCUUAUAAUACUGCUGAGGUGUAUCUGACAAGGUGUUGGUUGAAUUUCUAUUGUUAGUCGAUGGAACUAACCCACAUACGAGAAAGUCUGCACCAAAAUCCAGUCCAAACGGAUUUAUUAAAAAUCAGUACCGCAAUGCAGGAGGAAUCAGCAAAUAUUCAAAAGCAAAUGCUGAAUAAUGGACGCCUUUUUAACGUAAUAAGAAAAUUUAAGACAUCUGAGGAAAAAUGUAAGAACAUCACAAAAUAUUUAGAGGCGGGAGCUAACAUAAACGCUGCAGAUGCAAAUGACAAAUGUAAUACGCCAUUACACAUUGCAGUAAUUAAUGCAGAUUGGAAAGUAGUAAAUUUCCUCUUAGAUAGAGGAGCUAAUAUUUCAUUAAAAAAUAGCGACAAUCAUACAGCUUUAGACGUUGCUCUGCUUUUAAAAAGCAGUCAGGGUAAAAAAAAAAUAAACCAUUUAACAAAUAUCGCUAAAGACAAAGAAAGUGACCUACGAAAACGCGGCAGCGUUGUUGAUUCGAAACCAUCUGAAGAAGUAACUGCAAUACAGGAGCCGGAGAAAUUGGUUAAAGAUACAGAACAUAACAAGAUCAAUAAAUGUUAUCAAUAUCGAAAAAGAAAAGGCACAUCUGGACUAGGAGGCCAUUUAUAUGAAAGUAAACUAUUGUGUCUUAUUCUGCUUAGAGCUUUGAACGAUGAUGAUAUUACCGAGUUUUAUCUAGCAACUAAUGUUUCGGGCCUGGGAGCCUUUGACGACAUUGUUUUUAAAUACAAAACGAAAUAUGUUGAAAGACCAAGAAUAAUAUUUCUGCAAGCCAAACAUAGAGACGAUCCCAAAAAAGACCAAGUUUCAAUUAACGAUAUCUUAAAGGAUAAUGGAGAUUUUAGUUUACAUAAAUAUCUAGAAAGUUACAUAGAGGUCGUACAGAAAUUCCAGUCGGACAGCGAAAAUGAAAUAUUUGGAAGCUCCUUUGUGGAUACAGACUGUGAAUUCAUAAUAUUCACAUCUGCGGUGGAAAAUCUUUGUGAUAGAGGAACAGCGCUCAUCACUGAUAAAGAGAGUUACGUGACAACAAGUGACAGUGGGAAAAUACUUCAGUUUCAUGCUAAGGAAGCAGAAGUUAAAUGUUUGAUUCAAACAGUGGUUAAGUUGCGGGCAGUACAGUUAGCUAAACGACUGGCAGCAUUUAUUUUAAAAAAAUCUUGCAAAAAUAUGAUGACAGAUGAGAUAAUCAAAGUGUAUCAUGUAUUCCUGGCACAAAAUGUCAUAUCGGUAACGAAAGACAAUAAACCGAACAGUUCUUAUAAUAUCGGAAUAUUUAAGGACUCGUUCCUACAAGCGAACGACAAUGUAUUGCUCCUUAUGAAACAUACUAUUUGUAAGGAAUUAGGGAUUUUUAGAGACACAACACUGACUGACGAAACUGCUGCAUUAAAAUCAAUUAACUUCGAAUUACCGAAGAAUUUUGGUAACGUUACAUUUCAAAUUAAUGGAAACGAAAAUAAAAAGCUAAAAAGACUGAAUUACUUGUCUGGAAAAAUUCGAGAAAUAUUGCAAAAUGCUUCCAAGAGAGAUUCAUAUUUUGUCUUUGAGAUUACUGAAAAUGACAUCGGUGCAGGUAAAAUUUUACAAACCACAGAUUUGGAGUCAUACAGGCUUGGUGGUCUGGUAGGCAACCUACUUUUAUAUGAUCAAGAAACCAAAAUGCUAAAAUUUAAUGACGACGAACAUCACCUGACUGAUGACAGUUUAAAAUUAUUACAAGAAUUAAACACAAACUACAGCCUUAGCCAGUACAGAUUACAUGUAAAGAUCAAAAGCUUUUCUCAACUAUCACUGAUAGAAGAGGAAGACGACAGAAAGCUGGUGAAAGAUUUUUUAGACAAACUUAAAUUUUAUACCAAUCAACCCAAAGAGGAUGAAGUUGAAAACAUAAUAAAGGACGAAAUUUAUGAUACUCUUAAGUUGAACAGGGAUGAUUCGUUCAGUCGAGUUAAGUGUGAUGCAAUUUUGUUGAAAAUCCACGAUAAAGUUCAGAAGUGGUUGAAACAAUCCAACUGGACUCCAUAUUUGACGAAAACAUGUAAAUUUUACAUUGAAGCCAAGUGUGAUGCCUUGUAUAAACCAUUGCUGGCUAUCCUCAAUUAUACUUGCUGUAGAACAAUACAAAGCCUUGGAGCUACAUUUAAACCUCAUGCCAUCAAGGCACUAAAUGUUACAGAUUUUAUAAAAAAUGAUUCAAAAUUAAUGAUUAUUGUUUCACCCGAAAUUAACUUGACUAGCAUUAAAAUGAUACAAUAUUUUCAAGAAAAUGAUUUCAGCUUUAACUUUCUAAAAUUGGAAUCGACCAUGAAUAAAAGCUACAUAGAAACAAUAGAAAGGGAGUUAAAAGAUGCCUAUUUUUCUGUAUUGGUGUUAAUUGAUGCUAUUGGCAAGAAUGUAUUUGAUGUUACAUUUGAUGUAGUGAGAAGGGCAUUUCAAGGUAAAAUUAUAGUCAUUACUGAUGCCGAUUAUGCCAUAGAAAACUUGGAAACCGGAACUAACGAUAUUAUUCGAAUAUUAGACAAUAAUAACAACUUUGGAGAUCUUGAAGAUGAUGUGCAAAGAAUGAUUACUGAGGAACGGGAACUAAUAUUUCAAGGAGAAAGAGUAUCCGUAGGUAGUAUAUUGACCUACGAUUUUUUACAGACUAUUAAACCAAAAACUGUCUAUCAGUUAAUUAAGGGUAAAACAAUUUCGAUGGGCAAAUCGCCGAAAGACGCUGUUUACGAUAAAAGCGUUGACUUCUAUGUGCAUCAAGAGAGCUUUUAUAUGGAGUGUGAAUGA
Helicoverpa zea (corn earworm) is the source of this 2838-nucleotide messenger RNA. RefSeq lists its product as uncharacterized. The transcript is spliced from 3 exons. The record is from RefSeq and is a predicted model, not a curated record. Lineage: Eukaryota; Metazoa; Arthropoda; Insecta; Lepidoptera; Noctuidae. Gene Ontology annotation, molecular function: protein binding. The coding region runs from base 70 to 2838 and encodes 922 amino acids.